Lacerta agilis (Sand lizard) is the source of this 453-nucleotide messenger RNA. RefSeq names its product protein mago nashi homolog. The transcript has a single exon. The coding region runs from base 1 to 453 and encodes 150 amino acids. Gene Ontology annotation, biological process: RNA splicing. Gene Ontology annotation, cellular component: nucleus; exon-exon junction complex; catalytic step 2 spliceosome. NCBI's taxonomy places the organism in Eukaryota, Metazoa, Chordata, Lepidosauria, Squamata, Lacertidae. The record is from RefSeq and is a predicted model, not a curated record.
AUGGCAAGCGAUUUCCAGUUGCGUUAUUACGUUGGGCACAAGGGGAAGUUCGGCCACGAGUUUCUCGAGUUCAAGUUCCGCCCUGACAGGAAACUGAGAUAUGCAAACAACAGCAAUUAUAAAAAUGAUGUCAUGAUCAGAAAAGAAGCCUACGUACACAAAAGUGUGAGGGGAGGGCGAAAGAGGAUAAUCGACGACAGCGAAAUCACGAAAGAAGAUGAUGCAUUAUGGCCACCUCCUGACAGAGUUGGCUGGCAGGAGCUUGAAAUUGUAACUGGUGAUGAACACAUCUCUUUUACCACAUCAAAAAUUGGUACGCUUAUUGAUGUAAAUCAGUCCAAGGAUCCAGGUCUUAGAGUGUUUUACCACCUUGUCCAGGACCUCAAGUGUCUCUUCUUCAGUCUCAUUGGAUUACACUUCAAGAUUAAGCCAAUUGAAAUUGUGUGGAUUUAA